Arachis duranensis is the source of this 787-nucleotide messenger RNA. Its product is annotated as probable ribosome biogenesis protein RLP24. The record is from RefSeq and is a predicted model, not a curated record. Gene Ontology annotation, biological process: ribosomal large subunit biogenesis. Lineage: Eukaryota; Viridiplantae; Streptophyta; Magnoliopsida; Fabales; Fabaceae. Gene Ontology annotation, cellular component: nucleolus.
AGAGCAACUGCCAAUUCUGAAGCUGGGAAACCCUAAAACCUAAACCCUUUUCCAGUUGCUGUUCUCUGUAGCAGUGCAGCCACAAUGAGAUUGGAGAAGUGUUGGUUUUGUUCCUCAACGGUAUAUCCUGGUCAUGGAAUCCAGUUCGUUCGUAAUGAUGCCAAGAUUUUUCGAUUUUGCGGGUCUAAAUGCCAUAAGAACUUUAAAAUGAAGAGGAACCCUCGUAAGGUCAAAUGGACCAAGGCAUAUCGAAGAGUGCAUGGAAAGGAUAUGACACAGGAUUCAACGUUUGAAUUCGAGAGGAAGCGGAACAAACCUGAGAGAUAUGACAGGAACCUUGCUGAGAAUGUGCUUAAGGCCAUUCCUAAGAUUGAUAAGAUCAGAGUCACCAGAGAGGAGAGACACCAUAAGAAUAGGAUGAAGGGAAACAAGGUGAAGGUGCAGAGGGAGGCGACGAAGGAGUUGGAGCAGGGACCAAAGAUCAAAGUCAUGGUUUCCCAACAGCAAUCACAGCAGAAUCAACCUAUGGAAGAGUGAUUCGUUUGGCAAUGCUGGCCUUAUUUUGUUCCGGUUCGAUAUUUGCGGCUGGAUUAGUGGCCUUCUGAGGUCCAAAUUUAUAGUGUUAGUUUACUUGAGAGAUGAUUCAUGUCAUGUUGUGAAUGAUAUGGUUUUGAAAGAGAGUUUUGGGGUGAGCCUUUUGUAAUGUAAACAUUGAAUGUGAUACAUUGUGAGAGAUAGUUAACUAUUAUAAAGCAUAUCAGAAUUGUGUGUCUGGUUGGGCAUAGCA